AUGUGUUCGAAUGUGGCAGAAUCUUUCAAUGCAUGGAUUGUAGAUCAGCGUCAUUUGCCUAUAUACCAGUUGCUUGAUGGUAUAAGGGUCAAGAUCAUGGAGAUGAAUGCUCAUAGGCAACGUGUGGCUGAGGGAUGGAACACUAUGCUUUGCCCAGAAAUGGAGACAAAGUUAGAGAAAUCAUUGUUAAGCGGGCGUCAUUGGGAUGUAAGUCGUUCAAGUGAUUUUUUAUUCAAGGUUCAUGGCGAAGACUCUGUAAUAGUUGAUCUUCAAAGCCGCACUUGUAGCUGCUGGAUGUGGCAAAUCAAAGGGUUCCCAUGCGCGCAUGCACUUGUUGCUAUUCUUAAAAAUGACGAGAACCCUUUUGAGUACGUUGAAGAGUACUUCACGGUUGAACAUUUUAAGAAAUGCUACAACAUACCUAUUUUCCCAAUUCCAUAUAUUGAUAGGCAUGCACAAGAGGCAGGUGAAGAGUUUUUGUUGAACCCGCCAGUGUCAAAGAAACCUCCAGGAAGACCUAGGGUGAAGCGUAUCAAAUCUUUAGGGGAACAGAAAAGGCCACUAACAUGUAGCAGGUGUGGACAACUAGGACGUCACAACAAAAAAACAUGCACUACCCAAAUUUGA
Prunus avium (sweet cherry) is the source of this 627-nucleotide messenger RNA. NCBI's taxonomy places the organism in Eukaryota, Viridiplantae, Streptophyta, Magnoliopsida, Rosales, Rosaceae. The record is from RefSeq and is a predicted model, not a curated record.